Messenger RNA from Exophiala bonariae, 4197 nucleotides. RefSeq lists its product as uncharacterized. Lineage: Eukaryota; Fungi; Ascomycota; Eurotiomycetes; Chaetothyriales; Herpotrichiellaceae. Gene Ontology annotation, molecular function: protein binding. The transcript has 2 exons. The coding region runs from base 1 to 4197 and encodes 1398 amino acids. The record is from RefSeq and is a predicted model, not a curated record. Gene Ontology annotation, cellular component: cytosol; GATOR2 complex; vacuolar membrane. Gene Ontology annotation, biological process: positive regulation of TORC1 signaling; positive regulation of macroautophagy.
AUGGCCGACCCCGUCCUCGCUGAGUACCAAACUCUCCCUCCUCCAGCGCCACCAUUACUACCGGGCCGCCUAGGCCAAUUGCAAAAGAUCAUAGCUCCUUGGGGUUCUCACACUGGUUCAAAAUACCAUGGCGGCCCAGCGCAGGGCGACCAUGAUCAUGUCACUGGUCGAAUCACCGCCGUACACACGUACAGCACUUCCGCGUCAUCCUACAACACGAGCCAUAGGACGGGGAUACCCAUCGCUGCCCUCGACGUCAAUGCUUCCGGCACCCACGCCGUUCUCGCGGGAAAAGAGAUCCUGAAGACUGUACGGGUCGAGGAUGGAAAGGUCAGUGACGUGUUCAACAUCCGCGCUGCCGUGGGCUCUGCCACAUCCUCCCAAACCUCUCCUCAAUUGGGCGGUCCUAGCAAAAGAAGAGACUAUCUUCCGGCAAGAGAUGUCAAAUGGUCUACCGGGACUUACAGCCAUAUCAUAGCUACCGCAGCUACCAGUGGGCGUAUUUCUCUCUACGAUGUGAACGUGGGUGGCCCAAAGCUUGAACUGGCUUGGCUCCAUGAGCAUACCAACCAGAUCAACAAGUUGGACUUUGACCCGUUCGCCGGCUAUCUUUUGCUAUCCGCAAGCCAAGACAAGUCGGUCAGACUAUGGGAUCUUCGGGAUGGUAAAAGGGAAAGAUCUCGCUUGAGGUUUGAGCCCCGGAUGCCCGUCCGAGAUGUGCGCUGGUCGCCGUUGGAGCCCUUGGACUUUGCCAUCUGUACAGACAGUGGUGUCAUACAAAAGUGGGACGCCCGUUCUCCAUCAGGCCCAAAGUUGAGCAUCAAUGGUCAUGAAAAAGCAUGCUACUCAUUGGACUGGCACCCGGACGGACGUCAUGUCAUAUCUGGCGGCUUCGACAAAUACAUUCGAGUCUGGGAUUUUCAGAAUGACAACAAGCGGCAAAAACCGGUCUUCCAGCUCAGAGCCCCAAGCGGGAUUCGAAACAUCAGAUGGAGGCCUCCAUGCAGAGCUUCUGAGGCCGAUGACUCUGGUCACUGGCAGAGCACUCAAAUCGCAGUGUCGUAUAAUCAUGAUGACCCCAGAAUACACGUCUGGGAUCUAAGACGCCCAUGGCUACCUUUUCGCGAACUAGACAGGUAUAGCUCAGCAUCCAAUGACCUGCUAUGGGCUACCAAAGACAAACUAUGGUCGGUAGGUGACGAAGGGGUAUUCACACAAUGGGAUCUGCAGCAUGGCGCUCCCUUCUAUAAUGAGAUUUCACCUUGUACUUCCAUCUUCACUCCCGAUGGUGAGUAUUACAUGUUCUCUGAACAACGAGGAUCGCUCCGUGGCUCGGGUACCGAGGAUCCCGCGCUUGGAUUUCUGAGUAUCCCACGAGACAAAUCAAGUGGUGGAGACGAUCCUACACAUAGCCGGAGUUUCACGGAUGAUGAGAAGGACUUGGAAAGCCAUGUUUCAUCAGUCCACAGGCGUGUGGAAAGACCAAUGCCAUCGUCGAAAUCCAGCAAGUCGCAAGCUAACAGUCCUCCAUCGCUGGAGGAGAAGCCUCCUAUCUUAUCUUUAGAUAGAGCUGUUUUUCAGCGAGAAGAUCUGUUCAACAAUGGCCAGGUUGGUGCUUCCAGCUUUGUGCCGGGAGUGGCUACAGAACCUGAAAUAGUGGAAUAUCUUGCAUCAAAUUACGCACCUCCAGCGACGGCUGAAGAAAGAUUGCAGUCCCCCCAGAGCAUACUUGACCGGCUUGAAGCAGCUUUCCAUCAAAACGCUACAGCUUGUGAUGCAGUCUCCCUUCACCGUAUGGCCCAGUCGUGGAGAAUAUUGAGCGCUGUCUUGGUAUCAGAGUUGAGGGACUGGGCCGAUACAAAUCGCUCGCAACGACGAGCAGAGGCCGAUAAGAGGCGCGAGGUAUUGGAGCAGUUUCGCUCCGGGUCUCAACGUUCCAUACUCUCACCACUUCCUGGUCUGCGUGGCCGAGGUAGCAAACUGAAAAUCGAUGGGAAAUCCCAGAACUUGAUGAGCACCCUACUGAAGUCCACCGUGGAUUCAGACAAGAACAUCCAAGGGGAUAGCACUUCCAACGUGACCACACCACUGGCCAAACCAUUUCGAAACUCGCCGCGUUCCUCUCGCAGUCGCGGAUGGAGCAAAUUGACUUCUGAAGAAGAUGAAAUUGAUGAUGUGUUGACACUUCCUCCUUCUGUUCUUAGCUCCCAUUCAACUGCAGCUGCCGCGGCCCGAGCCUUGGUUGACAGUCCUAGCCGAACACCAGUCUCGGCUUCAUCUUCUCCAGAUGUCAGUCGAAGUGCGAGGCCUUCUUCGAAUCAAUCAUCUACAAACAAGACUCAGGACCUCAAGUCGCCCACGGGCGCGAAUGCCGGUCGGAUUGUCAAUGCCACAACACAUGGGAAAGGAUCUUCAGAACAAAGGACAACACAAGAGGAUCGGCGAGCUGCCUUGCGCGACUAUCGCAUUCAAACCAGGCCGAUAUUUACUCUGGAACAAUCAACCAACCCUCCUCUUCUUCAGCCUCGACAUGAUUCAGGAGACAGCUUUCAGAUGUUUUCGGUUUCUGGAGACAGUUCUCAACGCGCGAGGUCACUUGGGCAAUCAUUUGGGUCAAUUGAUGCUACCAGCAAAUCACGCAAACAAAGUACUGAUACUCUCAACGACACGGAACAAGAUGACGAUGACGAGGAAAGAGACCUUUCCUUUGGUGAAUUGCAACUGCAGAAGCCAAGCGGGCAUACCCGCUCAAUCAUACAAGCGUCGCAAGUGUCUGAUAGUGUAACUGUUGAAACUCCACCAGAUAUGAGCUUUGGUAGUGAUGGACACACGAAUGCACAACAGGUGAUCCCAACGCCGGGCGAGAAAGUCAACUGGGACGCCGACCAGGACCCUCAAUCGACCACUCCUUCCGAAUUCCAUACCGGGUUAUCGACAACGCCUGACAUCUUCCAGUUCGAGGGCAGCUCGCUUGACAAGCCUCGAAUACACAACACGAACCCUUUACGAGCAAUAAAUUAUGGAGUGGAAGGGGAGUCACACCGAGAACACCAGCUAGGUUCCUCGAAUUUGAUGUCAAUGGAAGAGCUUGAUUAUCAGAGUUACCUGAUCUCUGACUUUCGACCAAUUGACUUGUUCAAUUAUGAGCCGAAGUCGCCGUUUGCCUGGUCCGCUCUACCAUUGAUCUGUCAGAGCAUUGCAUACGAUGUCGAGAAUGGUAUCGGGCAUUCACAAUUUGCAGCACAUCUUAUCAUGCAUGUCCAUCCCUACUUUUUUGAUGCAAGGUUCCGAAAUGUCAAAGGAGUCGAGCCAAGCGGGACAAACAAUCUGGCAGACCGGCUUAUGACACCGCACCUCGGGUACAGAAUUAUCGAAAGCAUUUUGGACACUCACAUGUCUUUUUUGAGACAGACUGGGCUAGUAUCGUCUGCUGCAUUGAUUAGGAAAAUGUGUGUGGAGCUGGAAUAUCCAAGAUUGUAUGCUUGUGCUGGAGGUGACAAAAAGGCCGGAAGUAGUCUCAUUGAUGGUGAUUCUGCAAGCCUUUCAAUCGUGUGCAGUAAAUGUCACGGCCAAAUGCCGCUGGGCAAGAAUAUCUGUGAACGAUGUCGAAGUGUUCGAUCUGUGUGCCCGGUAUGCCUAUCAUUGCAUGAUGUGGAGCGAGGCCACUCAACUUUAUCGGAUUCGAUGAAGAAUUCGAACUGGGGAAGUAGUGGUACCAUGUGGUCUUUCUGCCAUGCGUGUGGGCACUCAGGACAUGUGAGUUGUAUGAAAGAAUGGUUUGCUGAACCAUCGAGCAAUGGAACUUGUCCAACCCAGGGAUGUGGCUGCGAUUGUGGACCUGGCCCAGCACGAGAAUCACGGAUCCUCCAACAAAUCCAACAGGAAGAGGAAGUCCGCCUCAUUCGUGGGUUGAAUGGAAAUAAUGGAACAGGAGCUGGAUCAACAACCAAGCGAGAUGCUCUUCGUGCAGGUGGAAGUCCGGCUGUGGACAAGGCACGAGCAGCGCUGAGAAAGGGUAUUGCAAUGGCAGGAGGAGAGCGGGCUACACAAAGCGGUGACGAACGGAGUCUAGCCGGUAAGAGAGUGACAAGUCGCAGCCGUCUGCAGGGAUUUAGCAACUCUCGGAAAAGUGUACGGUUAGUCACACCCGGGGAAGAGGAAGGUGGUGGGCAAGAACAGUCUCAUUCGAGAUCUUGA